Messenger RNA from Geodia barretti, 684 nucleotides. Lineage: Eukaryota; Metazoa; Porifera; Demospongiae; Tetractinellida; Geodiidae. The record is from the annotation of a GenBank genome assembly.
CUGCGCGAAGAAGCCGCCCUGCCCCUGCUGGACGGCGGCGCCCGUCUCGCCAACUCCCCCGCCGAAGUUGCCGCCGCCAGCGACAUCACCUUCACCUCCCUGCCAGGUCCCUACGAGGUGGAGGCCGUUUCCCUGAGCAGCGACGGCGUCCUGCAGGGCAUCCGACCCGGCAGCGUCUACAUCGACCUCUCCUCCAGCCGACCCACCCUGAUCCGCGAGAUCGAACCCCAGUUCCGCGCCAGGGGCGCCUAUGUCCUGGACGCUCCCGUCAGCGGCGGCAAGACCGGGGCCGCCUCGGGCAACCUGGCCGUCAUGGUCGGCGGCGACCGCGAGGUGUUCUAUGCCGGCGAGAUCGGCGCCGGCAGCGUGGCCAAGCUGGUCCACAACAUGAUCGGACACAGCGUCCGCCAGGCCAUCGCCGAGGGCCUGACCCUGGGCGUCAAGGCUGGCGUCGACCCCGAACCCCUUUGGGAGUGCAUCCGCCGGGGUUCGUUGGGCCGCAUGAGGGUGCUGCAUGAGGGACUGGUACGCACCAUGUUCCGCGGGGAGUUCGAGCCGGCCAGCUUUGCCCUGAAUCUGGCCUACAAGGACAUCUCCCUCGCCACCGAACUGGCCCGCGAGUACGAUGUCCCCAUGCCCAUUUUCGGAAGAGAAGCCUGUCGCCGUACCUACGCCUUCUGGUAG